AUGGAGAAAUCUGUCACCCCAAGGAGCAAAAGGGUUAGCAAUCACAUACCUGAUGACGUUUCACUCUCCAUUCUAUCAAAACUAUCUCUAAAAUCUCUCCAGAGAUUUGAAUGUGCAUGUAAACAAUGGUCAAUCUUAUUCGAAAACCCUUAUUUCAUGAAUACCUACCGCAAUCAUAUCAUACAUACAAAUCAUUCUCAUUAUGAUUACUAUGAUGAUGAUGAAUCUCUCAUCUUACAACAUGCUAUACUGAUUGACCCCGUAGUUACUCCCGGCCCCACACACUGGUCCACCUUGUAUUUCGUUUCUGGUGAGACAUUUGAGAACACGUUCAAAUUGAAUUUUUCACUUCCAUUUCAAGUCCUUGGUCCAGAUAUUAAUAUUGUCGGGUCUACAAGUAUCAAUGGCACUCUUUGUCUCUCUAAUUUAUUGGAUGAUGAGAGAAAUGUUGUAUUGUGGAAUCCAAUUACCGAUGAAUUCAAUGUCAUUCCUCCUAGCCAUGUCGAGUCCUCACCUUACCGGACUUUUAUUGCUAUUGUUCAUGGAUUUGGUUAUGAUCAUCUUAACGAUGACUAUAAGGUGAUUCGCUAUGUAGAAUUUAAUAGCCUAUCUUUCUGUGAAAUUUACUGUCGGGAUUUGUCAGAGGAUGAUCCAUCAUUAGAUGUAUAUGAGGAACCGGUAUGGGAGAUAUAUAGUCUUAAAAACCACUCUUGGAAGAAACUUGAUGUCGACAUGUCUAUGGUGCUGCGCCCUAAAACUGGGAAAGACCUUAUCCGAUUCUACUUGGAUGGAAUGUGUCAUUGGUGGGAUAAAAUUGAAAAAGACAAUGAUGGAUCAUAUUUUGUUUCAUUUGAUGUCAGCAAUGAGGUGUGUGUUACAACACACAUGCCCUUGGAAAUCGGUGAUACUUUUGAUCUUAGAUCGGUGAAGAGACAUUUGGUGAUGUUGAAUAAGUCCAUUGGUUUGAUCUCAUAUAGUGAGGAGACGAAUACUCUUCACGUGUCAGUUUUAGGUGAAAUUGGUGUAAAGGAAUCGUGGACCAAACUUUUCAUUAUUGGGUCAUUGCCUUAUGUUGACUAUCCCGUUGAAGCAGGGAGGAAUGGUGACAUAUUCUUCGUUAAAAAAGAUGGAGAACUAGCUUGUUUUAAUUUGGAUACCCGGACUGUUAAGGAGCUUGGUGUAGAGGGAAUCAUGAGUCAAAUGGUAAUUUAUAAAAAAAAAAGCCUUCUUUCGAUCAGAGGAAUAAAUAAAUAAUUGUCUUUGUUUUGUUUUCACCCAAGAAGUAUCCUUCGUAUUUUUAAGCAAUUAUGGCUGGUAGU
This is a messenger RNA of Vicia villosa (hairy vetch), 1319 nucleotides long. Its product is annotated as F-box/kelch-repeat protein At3g06240-like. The coding region runs from base 1 to 1254 and encodes 417 amino acids. Gene Ontology annotation, molecular function: protein binding. The transcript has a single exon. NCBI's taxonomy places the organism in Eukaryota, Viridiplantae, Streptophyta, Magnoliopsida, Fabales, Fabaceae. The record is from RefSeq and is a predicted model, not a curated record.